Bolinopsis microptera is the source of this 3050-nucleotide messenger RNA. RefSeq lists its product as uncharacterized. Gene Ontology annotation, molecular function: guanyl-nucleotide exchange factor activity. NCBI's taxonomy places the organism in Eukaryota, Metazoa, Ctenophora, Tentaculata, Lobata, Bolinopsidae. The record is from RefSeq and is a predicted model, not a curated record. The transcript has 17 exons. Gene Ontology annotation, biological process: actin cytoskeleton organization; regulation of ARF protein signal transduction. Bases 1 to 2598 code for a protein of 865 amino acids.
AUGGACAGUAGAAGUAUCGAGGAAAUAUCCCUGAACGAAGUGUUGGAGAACACAGUUAAAAGUUAUGAUAAAGUUCUUUCCUCACACGAAGAAAUACUCUCUGCCAAGGCUCAAUUAAUGGAAAAUCAGCUGAUCCUGCUACGAAAGCAGAUCCACAUAGUCUCAAAAGACUUGGAGGAAAUAGCGGACAGCAUAUCAGAUGCCAGGCUCUAUGACAUCUGUCGCAGGUUAAGGAAUAUUUCAGUGCCCCCAGCCGCACGAAACAACACCUCUAAGAACCUCACCAACAGCCGGCCCGCCUCCAUGAUCGCACCCAGCUCCCCGCGUAUUGCGGAGGUUAAGCGCUGCUCCAGCGAAUCCCAACACCUCAACGCGGUGAAAGUUCGCAAAAAAUCAAUGACAAUUGAACGGCUGGAGGACAGACAAUUCCGAGCACGAAACAGUGUGUGUCAUGUGAGUCAGAGAGAUCCUAAACUGGAUUAUCAGCUCAGUUCGGACAUGUUGGCUCUCCAGGAGACUAGUUUCGCUAAGAAGUACGGGGAUCCCGCCACUGUCACCAAGGCGGCCAUCACCAUUCAGAGAUGCUGGAGAAAACAUUGUCUCAAUAAAACAUUUCAUAGGAUCAAACUUGAAACGCCCUACAGAACCAAAUCUAUGAACUCUAAAGUGAAGCCUAUUGUUAAGAUUCGUCACAUUUCCAGCUCGACGGAGAAUCUCACUGAGGAAAAUGUCAGGCAUCAAGUAGCAGAUAUCAGCACUCCUCAGGAUCCUCUCCAACCUUCCUUUAAACGGAACGAGUUCGGCCGACAGAUCAUAGGAAGGAGUAAAACUAAUCGCAUGGUCUCCAGCAGCAGCGAGUUCUCCUUCACACAGGACGGCGAUAGUGCAUUAUCUCUUUCUGAAGUGCAGCUGGAUUUCGAGGCAGGACCAGAUCACGAGGACGACGUUCCUUCUCCCCUAAUAUCCAGAUCAGACCUUUAUAAAGUGAGGGAUUUGGAGAGACAGUUGUCGGAGCCCGCCGACUUGGAGGCUACUCGGAGAAGGAACACAGACAACUUCCCCCCUUCGCCAGACAUCAUAAACACUUUCAGAACUCAUGCUAAUUCAUGGAGCAACUUCAACAACCAAGUCUCACAGCUAUUAUCAUCCAGCAGCAGCAACAGUGGCAGCUCACCUCUGGGUGAGAGAGUGAGCGGUGAUGGCGCUGAGAAUCCUGAGGACCCUAUUCGCAUUGAAACUGACUCUAAACCCAGCAAAUACCUUUCCCCUAUCGCAGAGAAAUACGGGCACCUGUGGAGCUCGACCUCGAAGGAUCCCGAACAGAGACAGAUGUGUAGAAACUAUAAACUAGGAGUGCACAAGUUCAACAAGCGGCCCUCGAACGGAGUUAAGCACCUGACGACAGCUGGAGUGGUACGGGACUCACCUCACGACAUAGCUGCCUUCCUCCUUAACGGAAAGGGGCUCAGCUUGUCCCAGAUCGGCAACUUUAUCACGGAGCUUAGGAAGCCGCUCUCCAUAGCCGUUCUAGAGGAGUUCAUGAAACAGAUUGACUUUACAUCGCUACCUUUCGAGCAAGCUCUGAGACAUUUUAUAUCAAAACUUAGAUUACCGGGUGAAGCACAGAAGAUAGACAAGCUGAUGGAAGUAUUUGCGGAGCGGUACUGCGAGUGCAAUCCUGGUGCAAUCAGCGACACUCAAGACACAAUAUACGUUCUAGCUUUCUCUGUUAUUAUCUUACAAACCGACCUUCACAAUCCACAGAUAAAGCUUCACAGGAAGAUGGAUUUAGAGUCCUUUAUUCAGAAUAACCGAGGUAUCGAUAAUGGUAACGAUCUGGAAAGAACAUUGCUUGAAGCAAUUUACGAAGGGGUGAAGAAAGAACCAAUAAUAUCCGGCAGAGACCACCUUGAUUUUCUGGAAUCUAUCGACAAAAGUAUCGUGGGCAAGAAACUGAGCCUGAUGGACCCCUGGAGAAUGCUUAUGAUGACUACACAGAUGCAGGAAGUAGUGAAUAAGAACGAAAAACCUCCUCCAGAUAAACAUAUCAGACAUGUUUUCCUUUUUAACGAUUUACUACUGAUAACCAAGCAGAUGAGCACUAGAGGGAAGGCAACAACAAAGACAGCCAAAGAGCGCGUCAUAGCCACCUGCUCCUUUCAGUACAGACAACAUUGCACUGUGUGUAGCUUCAAAGCUGAGUCAUUUUCCACCGAAUAUCAUCCGUUUGGUAUAAAGUUAGUAGACAGUUACGAUGACAAGAGUGUUCUAGUCGAGCUAGCAGCCUAUAACGAGGACGACAGGAGCGCUUUUCUGAACGAAUUAGCAGAGGUCACGUGGGUCUAUAGAGCUCUGGAGAACGAUCGGAUUGGGACACUCGGGGUUUCAGAUAAAAUGGGGCAGAGCACCCUGUCCCUUCAUAGUUUCAACUCGGACUCUGACGCUGGACGAAGGCACACGCACACUCUGGGUCGAAGGUUCUUCAAAUCGAAUAUUUUCAAAUCUGGUCACAAAAGGGAAGCACUCUCACCUUCAAGUUCAGUAUUUUAUAGCCAGGGUAUCGGCUCGGCUGACAUUCCUGAUAGCGUGGAAUCUUGAUAUUUGCUUUGUAGCGUAGGACUAUGGGAAUCUUUCCUCUUUUUUAUUUCAUGUUUUUAAUGUUGAUUUGGAUACGGUUGGAUUGGGCUUUCAUUAAAACAGUUCAAAUUUCCUUAAAAUUUCUUUACCAAUUUCAAACGCAUUGGGAUGCAAUGUGGAAUGUUGGAUUUCGGGAACUUGUUCGUUCUAUCGAGUGAUUAUUUUUUCUUUAGAGUAGUUGGAUUUGACUAUCACACUGCGGGCUAUUAAUAAAGUGACAAUUUUCUCAUUAAACGUUUUUAGAUUUGAAGUAAUAUGAUUUCUAGUUGAUUUUAUUACACUAUUACCGAUUUAUUUUAAAUCAUUUGAUGACAGCAGAUAAGUUCAGCUCUGGACAAUGUUUGUUUACAUUUAUGCAUUCUAAAGUUUUUAUGUUUGAUGUUUACAGAUCAAAAUCAAUUUGAAGUUAAGAA